Blastomyces gilchristii SLH14081 is the source of this 3915-nucleotide messenger RNA. RefSeq lists its product as uncharacterized. The record is from RefSeq and is a predicted model, not a curated record. Lineage: Eukaryota; Fungi; Ascomycota; Eurotiomycetes; Onygenales; Ajellomycetaceae. The coding region runs from base 1 to 3915 and encodes 1304 amino acids. The transcript has a single exon.
AUGGGAAAUAAUAACGCUCAAUACGGGGUGCCGCCGUUGGCCGCUUCACAUCUCCGUGCACAGAAUAUACCUAUAUUCCCAUUGUCUUCGCCUAUUAACGAAGAAAUAUACACCCCCUUCGAAUCGCCCGGAAGCUCACAAUUGGCAGCCCCGGACAAAGACAACCCCUUUGCCUCGUCUGAGGACUAUUUGACCCACGGGAAAACACAUUCUGAAACCGACAAUGCAACGCAAUUCGAUAGCCAAAUGGAGGAUAAACAGAAACUUCUUGGCGAGUCCUCUCAAGCUCCCCGCCCUAGCCGUUGGGAUUCAAUUAAACGCGGACGGACUAUUAUGAAGCGGAACCCCAAAGAGGCCACAACAAACAAGAAGACGCGUCCCGGACUCAACCUCGUCACGAACUUCGCCAAUGAUACGCCCAAGUAUAGAAGAGACGCAGUGUCGAAACGUCGACAGUCGGCUGGCAGGGGGUUUAUCGACCUGAAUGAUCUACGGUUACUCUCGAAGGGGACGGAAACUACGAGACCAGUACAGGCACAGGGGAACAGGCUGUUGCCGGAGCGGAGAAUAUCGUCAGCAAAGGGGUAUGAGGAAAUCAAAGACAAUGUCGGAGAGGCCACACAGGGCCCACAGGCCAGUAACCAUGUUAAAAAGAUGAAGAAAUCUCCUCUGGAUGCGUUGCGGGCCGGUUCUCCUAGCAAAUCACAGGAUCUAUCCCCUUCCGAUCGCCCGAUUAUGAUUGGGCUAAGGGUUCCGUACAAUAACGCGGGAGGCCAGGGGAAGACCAAACGGCUCGGAGAUGAUAGCAGCACGCCGAUUAAAAGCAACAUUGGCAGCCCAAAUAGCCAGAAAAGCACAAAUUCUACACCUAUUACUCCAACCAUCAUCAUCACGCCUGCCAGGGAAGAUAAUCCUUGGGACAGCUUCAGUAGCGGAAGCCCCGAAGCGCGGCGUGCACGACCCGCUUCGAGCAUCUAUUCUCAACCUACGCCACGGGCGAAAGACGGUCGUCCACCAUCUAUCAUUCCACCUGUCCCGGCGAUUCCUGCGUCCCAUUCUUUCACCAAGACUGAGGCUAGUGAUGUAUUUGUCGACCAAGGUUCGACGACGACGACGCCCGCGCGAAGAAAUCGCGCGUUCUCUAUUGGGACUGUGAUCGAGGAUGACUCGCCUGUAUGUAGACGAACGGCGCGUCCACGAUCCAUGUCAGAUGAAAGCAGACUGCAUGCGGGAAUAGCCAGCAGAUAUAGCAUCGACACCAUCGCUACAAGGCCUCGAUCGCAGGGAUGGUGGAACCUGUUACUUUCUCCGCUCCUUUCUCGCUCAAACACCAUGGCGAGCAAAAUGAGUUUUAGGUCGCCCCAAGAUGAAACACCGCCGGUUGUUCCCGCGUUUCCGUUUGCUGUGUCCCAGUCACUACAGGUUGACAGUAAUCGGGACGGAGAGAAACGUGUGGUGGAGGAAGUUUCUUUCUUUUCACCAGAUACCCCUUACAGCGCGGAGGAGAAAGAGAGCCUUUGGGCAUCUGCCGCGGGCACGGUCGGCAAACCGCGUGUCGAACGUGAAGGAUCCGCUUCUGAAUGGGAUGAUGAUGACGCUGAUGAUUGUUCACAGCCAUCUUCACGCCAAUCAAGGGAUAAAGCUUCCCACAUUUCCACGGUUUCCGCCCAGACUAUUCCUUUCAUGAUCUCGAACCCUACUUCUACUAGCUAUACACAGGAACAUUUUCACCAGAGCGUACAUGACUACUCUACCAAUAAACAAAGUCCUCUACACUUACCAUCUACGAGUCCACGCACUGGGUAUUCUAGAAACUACAUCGCAGCUUUCCCACCGGUGCCUGGCGAGAACGUUCAGGUUGAGAAUCAAAAUCCAAACAACCCGUUUUUCCAACGAUUUGUCGAUAGCCUGAGGAGCGGAGUAGAGCCUAGGGAGCGGUCGAAUUCUGAUUCAACCGUGAUCGAGGACGAGCCAGAUAUUUCCCCUAACGUUCGUCAAGCUACGGUUACUCCGUUGCUCAGAGCUGCGGCAAUAGGGCCUUUCCAAGCUGGGCCGACGGCGCCUCUACCACCGAUCCCUCGACGUGUAUCUUCCUCACCAAACCCUUUUGACAGCUCCCCGAGUUUAAGCGUGGGAAACUCAAGCAUCCAACCUCCUCCUUACUCUCCGCCUAAGAAAAUCACGAAGCUUAGGCGAUAUAGGGCUAUCUUACCUUCAGAUUUGCACCCGCAACCCCAAUCGCCAGGACCGUUAUCCCCGGAGACGCAGGCACAAAUGACGUCAAGAGGUGGUGGAAUACUAUUAUCUGGCAUUCAGCAACCCCAGCCCCCUGCAGCAACGUAUAGUGCCAGAAACGAACCCCUUCCACGAGGAGUUCUACCGCCCCGUCUGCCGAACAACCCUGUCCGCCUGUCGGACGUCGAAAGACCGGUGGAUGUACGAGCAAAUAGCGAAUCUAGGCGUCGGAGAUUAGAGCGAGAAGAUCGAAUGGCUAGGAAAGUUGGAGGGCUGUGGCGCGGGAGGGGCUGUUUGAACAACAGAGGAUGUUUUGGUAGAUCCGGUCGGGAAGGCAGAAAGAGACGCCGGUGGUACAUGUGUAUUGCAGCUAUUUUGAUCGCCAUUAUCAUUGUCAGUGUUGUACUCGCGGUUACGCUCACGAAAAAGAGUGAUGACACCCCCGAAUCGCGCUGGCUGAACCUGACCGGCUACCCGCCCAUGCCAACCGGGGUUUCAACCAUUUGCGGGCCCGAAUGCAGCGGUCGCGAACUCAGGGUGUAUACGCCCGCCACCAUGUGGAGUUGCGCAUUACCCAAAGAAAACCAGGAUGCCAAUAAGCCGUUCGACCCGGACCAACCGAACUUCAGGAUCCAGAUAAAUUUCCGGAACGGCACCUUUGCUCACAGCACAGUCCCUUCCAAUCAGGCGGCUCGAAAGAGGUCGGUCUUCACAAUUUUGAGCAAGUCGGGCGCCUCCCCCAAAUCUCUCGAUAGUCGUCAAUCGCUGCAGAAGCGGAGCGGCGGGUUCUCCCCUAUUCCCGCCCCGCCAAGUAUCGAAGAGCAGGAAUUUCUCGGAAACACGACCGAUGGAGUCACCGGGCCGUUCGCAGGGGAAGACACCCCAUUCCUUGCAACCUUCCUCUCCCCAGAACCAAUAACGAUAUCCAGCCGCGAGCGACGCGCGGACACACCUCCACCUCAACUUGAAGGCAUGGACGCCGACGACCUACGCGACGCCAUCCCCAACCCAGCACACAACCCGGACGGGGCCGCGGCGCCCGCAAACCUCCUCCCGCUGCCGAUCGCCCAGCCAAUCCGGCUGUACGACCGCGGCCUCCCUACCGAGCACUACGGCUUCUACACGUUCUACGACCGCUCCAUCUUCCUCAAAGCCGACAGGCCGCUGAACAACGACUCCGUCCUCUCCGUGGUUCCCGACGACGAGAACGGCGGCUCAACGCGCUCCGCCGCCCGCGUGCGCUGCACCUGGACGCAGACGCGCUUCCUCGUGCAGAUCUGGACGCAGCCCGCGCGGAAUGGGAUGGGAGUGAUACCGUCGUCGCCAACGUCAUCCUCUGCUGCCUCCUCCUCCCCGCCAGAGUCUUCCACGGCAGGCCUCCAGCCGUCCGGCACAGAUUUCACGCGCCCGGGCUCCUUCCCUUAUCCUAUCACCAUCGUGCUGGACAGACAUGGCGGCAAUCCCAGGGCGAAGAUGGUGUAUUGCUACGAGCUGGAUUUGGAGCAGCGGUACAUUGUGAGUUCGAAGAAGCUGCAGGUGGAGGAUCGCGGGUUUGGGGGCCAGCUGGUUAGGCCGGGGACGUUGCUUGGUGGUGGGAGUGGUGGUUCUUCAUUUGGUGGGUUUGAUGGUGGGAAUGGGGGGUGUCGGUGUGAGUGGAGGAAUUGGUUGACGGUUAGAUGA